AUGGCUGUCUCCAAAGCUGUUGCAUUUAGAGAGGCGGAGGCGAGGCUGCUGCACCCGCCUAAGGGGGCCGUCUUUAUCAGUGAUUGGCUUACGCAUUCAAUGAUUAGGAGAUAUUUGGCUCCAUUCGCAGAGCAGCAAUGGCCUGCUGUCGUCAAGUGGACAUUCGUCUUAGGGGUGGUGUCUCUCCGCAAUUCGGGUUUGGCGCUGCAUGCACUCUCAGUAGAAGACCUCAUCGGCAUCGUCAAUGCGAACACGGAUAUAUCCCUCACCCCGGCGCACAGGUUGGCGCCGCUGCAGCUGCUGCAAGGGAGCAGAGGACGAAGUGAAGCAGCAGCAGCUGCUGCUGCUGCUGCUGCUAAUCGCAGCAGAAGCACCGGAGCGAAGGCCAGCAGUUUGUGGCGCAAAGGCGAUGAUGGAACUGCCCCCAGCAGCAGCAGAUACCCCGCCUGGUGGGGAGACGGAGACGAGCUGCAAGAGGAGGGGGAGCAGCAGCAGCAGCAACAGCAGCAGCAGCAGUUUGACUGCACUUUGCUGCCUCUAUCACUGCAUCAAGGGCAGCAACAGCCGCAGCAGCAGACGCUGCAGAACAACAGCCAGCAGCAGCAGCAGCAGCAGCAACAGCAGCAGCAGCAGCAGGAUCAGGAGGAGGCGGAGCUAGCACAGCAGAUGGAGUCCCUGCAGCAGCAGCAGCGGCACCUGGAGCAGCAGAAAAGAAGACUUGAGCAGCAAAUUCGUGAGCAGCAGCAACAACUCGCCGUGGCUUCGCAGCAGCACCAGCCGCAACAACGGGAGCAGCAGCGCCGGCAGCAACCGCAGCAGCAGCAACAGCAGCAGCAGCAGCAGCAGCAGCAACAGCAACAGCGGGCCCCCUUGGAAGAUGAAGAGGCCGAUGCUCUGGUGCGGCGCCUGUUGCAGCAGCUAAAACAAAAGCAGCUGCAGCAGCAGCAUCAGCAGCAGCGACAUCCACAGCGGCAGGAGCAGCAGCAGCAGCGGCUGCUGCGGCAGCGGAACCUGCAGCCAGGGACAGCAGCAGCAGCAAAACGAAAUGUCUCUGGCUUCUUUGCAGACCGUGAAGCAGCAGAGCAGGUAUUUUUAUCUUCAUUGAGGCCUGAUAGCAACUAUGCACCUGCUGCUGUUGCUGCUGCUGCUGCUGCUGCUGCUCGAUCCACAGCAGCAGCAGCAGCAGGGAACCGGAGACACCUGCGCACUCUCGGCGGCUACAUCAGCAGCAACGGGAGACUGCAGCAGCAUGUUGGUACUGCUGCUGCUGCUGACAGCAGCAGCAACGUACAGAAGGCCCUCACACGCACACAGGGGCUGCUGCUAAGGCAGCAAAUGAAGCAGCAGCUCUUGCUGGAGCAGCAGCUGCUGAGGCAGCAACAGCAAGAACAGCUGCAGCAGCAACAGCUGCAGCAACAGCAGCUGCAGCAGCAGCUCCUUGUGCUGCAACAGCAACUGCAGCAACAGCAGCUGCAACAGCAACAGCAACAGCACCAGCAGCAACACACACGCAUCCCUGCUAGUGUGGAGGCUCAGCUGCAGCAGCAGCAGCGGAGGCAUCAGCAGCUGCAGCAGCAACAGCAGCAAGCAGAGAAGGUGAAGCAGCACCAGCAGUUUCUACAGCAGCAGUUUGAAGAGGCGCUACUGCAAGAAGGGCCCGGAGAUGACAGCAGCAGCAACAGUAGCAGCAGCAGCAGCAGCAGUAGCAGCAGCAGCAGUAGCAGCAGUAGCAGCAGCAGCAGCAGCGCAGUUCCCUCCUUGUUAAUGCCUACGGAACGCCCACCCCCACAUGCAGACAGCAGCAGCAGCAGCAGCAGCAGCAGCAGCUACUCUGCUGUAGUGCCAUAUAGCGGUCCGAGGCGGGCGGAGGAGGCGACCGCAGGUGAAUCACCGCACCCUGCAGCAGCAGCAGCAGCUGCUGCUGCUGCAGCAGCUGCAGCAGCAGCAGCAGCAGAGUUGGCGAGUUCUCCGAUUCGGUCUUCCGUCUUAGCUGUGGAUUCUCUUAAAGAAGAGUUCUCUCCGCAUGCAUCGCCAGCAGCAACAUCUCCUGAAGCAACAGCAACAGCAGCAGCAGCAGCAGCAACAGCGGAGGGUGCGGCCGACUCCAGCGACUCCGAAGCAGCAGCAUCUUCUUUAGGAAUUGGUGUCUCCUCCUCUGUCUCCCCAGACAGGCUGAACUCGUGGCAGCAGCAACAACAACAGCAACAGCAGCAGCAGCAGCAGCAGCAGCAACGUGUGUCUGCUGAAGAUUUGAUCGAGCAGUUCACCAUAGGGAGACCCGUGAAGCAUCCACUGCAGCAGCAGCAGCAGCAGCAAGACGCAGCAGCAGCAGCAGCAGCAGCAGCGGGAGAAGAACUGACAUCGGCGAUGCUUGACGGCAUGCUAAAGGGCUAUGGUGUAUGCGUGAGCAGCAGCAACAGCAACAGCAACAGCAGCAGCAGCAGCAGCAGCAGCAGCAGCUCCUCGCUGGAGCAGCAGCAAACGAAUGCUACAGCAGCAUCAGAAUACACCAGCAGCACCAUCGAAGGCUUCGCCUCUAUGAACGCAUCUCUCGCCUUAGCAGCAGAGCAGCAAGCUCUAGCUGCUGUAUCUGCUGCUGCUGUUGCAGCAACAGCAUCAGCAGCAGCAGCAACUGCGCCCAUCCAGAACGCCGCCUCCCGGAGACAUUUUGCUGCUACAGCAGCAGCAGCUGCUGCUGCUUCAGCGUUCGAUAGCAGCAGCAGCAACACACCUGAUAGCGCCAGUGAGGUUAGCACAGCAGCGUUAAUAGCAGGGAGUGAACAAGAAAUACACAAGGCCCUCUUGCAGCAGCAGCAGCAGCAGGAGCAGCAGCAAGAACAGCAGCAACAGCAGCGACUACCGCGCGCAUGUGCGUUCGAUAUCCCCCUAGACUGA
Eimeria acervulina is the source of this 2895-nucleotide messenger RNA. RefSeq lists its product as hypothetical. Bases 1 to 2895 code for a protein of 964 amino acids. The transcript is spliced from 5 exons. NCBI's taxonomy places the organism in Eukaryota, Apicomplexa, Conoidasida, Eucoccidiorida, Eimeriidae. The record is from RefSeq and is a predicted model, not a curated record.